Molecule: messenger RNA, 489 nt
Organism: Penaeus vannamei (Pacific white shrimp)
Lineage: Eukaryota; Metazoa; Arthropoda; Malacostraca; Decapoda; Penaeidae
Source: RefSeq, a predicted model, not a curated record
AUGGUUGUUGACAUUCUUUAUGUUAAGUAUAUGAUAUGUCAUAUAGAGAAUGAGAUCAAGCAGUCAGCCAAAGCGUCAACCACAACACCCACAACUGCAUUCACAACCACAAUUUUUAUUAUUACAAUCACGACUACAACUACGACCAGAAUUGCAAUCACAACCACAACUGGUCACAAUCACAACCACAUCCAUAACUACAACUACAACUGCAAUCACAACACUCAUAAACAACCACAACUGCAAUCAUACUAUAACACACUGGCAACCGCAACUGCAAUCACAACUAUAACUACAACUGAAAUCACAACUACAACCACGGCCAAAAUUGCAAUCACAAUAGCAACCGCGACUACAAUCACAACUGUAAUCACAACUACAACCAUAUCCACAACUGCAAUCACAACCACAACCACAACCACAACUGCAAUAACCACUCCUAAACCUACACCGCCCUCAGCCGCACCACAGCGAUUCCUUCCCGGUUAA